Pungitius pungitius (ninespine stickleback) is the source of this 1135-nucleotide messenger RNA. It is a transcript of the gene cdo1, whose product is annotated as cysteine dioxygenase, type I. The record is from RefSeq and is a predicted model, not a curated record. The transcript is spliced from 5 exons. Gene Ontology annotation, biological process: L-cysteine catabolic process. Bases 108 to 713 code for a protein of 201 amino acids. Gene Ontology annotation, molecular function: cysteine dioxygenase activity; ferrous iron binding. NCBI's taxonomy places the organism in Eukaryota, Metazoa, Chordata, Actinopteri, Perciformes, Gasterosteidae.
GGGUUUGGUACAACAGAAGAAAUCUGUGUUUUUUUUUCUCCGUUCGGUGAGGAUAAACAAUCUGAUACAGGAUCCCCCCCAACCCCCCACCCCUCCUCGGCAGAGAGAUGGAGCACACCGAGGUGGUGAAGCCAGAGACGCUGGACGACCUGAUACAAACUUUGCACAAAAUCUUCGAGAGCGACUGCAUCAACGUUGAGGAGGUCCAAGACAUUAUGGAAGCAUACGAGAGCAACCCUCAGGAGUGGAUGAAAUAUGCAAAGUUUGACCAGUACAGGUACACAAGGAACUUGGUUGACGAGGGCAAUGGGAAGUUCAAUCUCAUGAUUCUGUGCUGGGGAGAAGGCCACGGCAGCAGCAUCCACGACCACACAGACUCCCAUUGUUUCAUGAAGCUGCUGCAGGGUCAGCUGAAGGAGACGCUGUUCAACUGGCCGGAAGGUAAAUCCAAAGGAGACAUGGUCCAGAAGUCACAGAGAAUUCUGCAGGAGAACAAGGUUGCUUACAUAAACGACUCCCUCGGCCUGCACCGCGUGGAGAACGUCAGCCACACGGAGUGCGCAGCCAGUUUGCACCUGUACAGUCCGCCUUUCCAGACCUGCCAGACCUUUGACCAGCGGACGGGGCACAGGAACACCGUGAAGAUGACCUUCAGCAGCAAAUACGGGGAGAGGAUUCCAUUUGAAUCGACGAUCUCGCAAGAGAACAACUAACGGUCACCAGCCGGAGGCCACGGGGUGACGAAGGCGGUUGCAUUUAAAAAUGACAAUGUUGUGAGAUUGAUUUGAAAGGGGGAAAACUGCCGGGGUAAGCGAAUUGUGGACCUGCUAUGACUAAGCAACCCAUUUAGAAAAUCAGGAGCGGGGGCCGGUUCAAAAGGACAAACCUAGUAAUUAGAAUGGCUUUAUCGCUUGCCCGGUGGGAGCUUGGCAAAUACUGAUGAGCACAGGACGAAUGUGUGAAUAGGCUUGGACGUGGAUUGAAUCUGGCUUUUGUUUGCUGGGCCUGAGGAGACCCUUCCCCAAUAACAACAUUCCUGUUCAUCCACAAACCUGUGCAACCACACUUUGUAAAGUUAUGGCUCAUAGUCAGAGAAUAGAGCUCUAGCAUUAAAAAAAAAAAAAAAAAAAAAAAA